AUUCAACUAAAGUCUAAAGGGAAUUGGAUUCCUGCUGCUGACGCACAGUGCAAGCUGUAGUAUCCUUGAAUAAGAUGACAGCCAUCUCCCCAGACCCUCAGACCCUGGCCUCGAGUGAACCAAGCAAGGUCCUAAGAAUGGAUACUCCAGGGGAUCAAGAAGCUAUCCUGAGAGGAGACAAUAAAGACCCAGAGACUUUCAGACAGAGAUUCAGGUGGUUUUGUUACUCAGAAGUGGCUGGACCCAGAAAAGCCCUAAAUCAGCUCUGGGAUCUCUGCAUUCAGUGGCUGAGACCAGACAUCCACACGAAAGAACAGAUUUUAGAGCUGUUGGUGUUUGAGCAAUUCCUGACCAUUUUGCCUGGGGAGAUCAGGAUUUGGGUAAAGUCCCAACAUCCUGAGAGUAGUGAGCAAGUGGUGACCCUGAUAGAGGAUUUGACCCAAAUGCUUGAAGAAAAGGAAGAUCCAGUCUCUCAAGAGUCUGUUAUUUCCCAAGAGGAGAACCCUGAAGAAAAUAAAAUGGUUUCUGUCCUUCCAAGUACUGAGUCCCGGGAAUCCAUGACGAUCAAGGACGUGGUUGUGAGCUUUUCCAGAGGAGAGUGGAGGAGGCUGGAGCCUUUUCAGAAGGAGCUCUAUAAGGAAGUGCUGCUGGAGAACUUUAGGAGCCUAGAGUUUCUGGGCUUUCCAGUUUCCAAAUUAGAUUUGAUUUCCCAGUUUAAGUGGGUUGAACUGCCAUGGCUGCUGGAAAGAGAAAUCUCAAAAGGCUCCAGACCAGAGUGUGAACCUAGAGGUGAAUUGAAGGAAUCCUCUCGAAAUCAAGAUGUUCUAGAAGAAUCAACUUUAGAUAAAAUAAUAGAAAGAUGCCUAAUGGGUGGUAAUUAUGGCCUGAUGGGAGAGUCCCGGAAACGUAGCAGUAAGGAAUAUUCUCAAGUUGCAGGCACACAAAAGAAAACUCAUGGGAGAGGCAGUAAGGGUGAGGAGUUUGACCCAGAAAAGAGCCCCUUUGGAAGUAAUUUCAAGCAUACCUCAGAAAUAAUUAAACAUCUGAGAGUCUACUUAAGGAAAAAGUCUCGGAGGUAUAAUGAAUGCAAGAAACCCUUCAGUUUUCAUUCAGACCUCAUUCUGAACCGCAAAGAACACGCUGGAGAGAAGCCACGGAAAUGUAACGAAGGCAGGAAAGUCUUAGGUCACUCUUCAUCCCUAAGCGAACAUCAGAAACAUCAGAAAAUGCAUUUUGGCGGGAAGACCCAGAAGUGCAGUAAUUGUGGAGUAACCUUUACGCGGAUCUCAUCCCUUAAGAGAAAAAACUCCCCUUUGUGUGAAAAAUGUUGGAGAAAUUUAAAUCAAGAUGCGACCUUAGAUAAAGAUGAGGGAGCUGAGAUGGGAGAGAAGACCCAUAAAUGUAGCAAAUGUGGAAAAGCCUUCGGCUAUAGUGCCUCACUGACCAAACACAGGAGAAUUCACACAGGGGAGAAACCCUACAUGUGCAAUGAAUGUGGAAAAGCUUUCAGUGACAGUUCAUCCCUCACGCCACACCACAGAACCCACAGCGGAGAGAAACCCUACAAAUGUGAUGAUUGUGGAAAAGCUUUCACCCUGAGCGCCCACCUCAUCAAACAUCAGAGAGUUCAUACUGGAGAAAAACCCUAUAAAUGUAAAGAAUGCGGGAGACCCUUCAGUGACAGUUCCUCUCUUAUUCAACAUCAGCGAAUUCAUACCGGAGAGAAACCCUACACGUGUAACAACUGUGGAAAAUCCUUCAGUCACAGCUCGUCCCUUUCCAAACAUCAGAGGAUUCAUACUGGAGAGAAGCCCUAUAAGUGCGGUGAAUGUGGAAAAGCCUUUAGACAGAAUUCUUGCCUUACGCGACAUCAGAGGAUCCACACUGGAGAAAAACCCUAUUUGUGUAAUGACUGCGGGAUGACUUUCAGCCAUUUUACAUCCGUCAUUUAUCAUCAGCGACUUCAUUCAGGAGAAAAGCCCUACAAGUGUAACCAGUGUGAGAAAGCCUUCCCUACGCAUUCACUCCUCAGUCGCCAUCAGAGAAUUCAUACUGGCGUAAAGCCGUAUAAAUGUAAAGAAUGUGGGAAAUCUUUCAGUCAGAGUUCAUCUCUUAACGAGCAUCAUCGGAUUCAUACCGGAGAGAAGCCCUAUGAAUGUAAUUACUGUGGAGCGACCUUCAGCCGGAGCUCAAUCCUUGUGGAACACCUAAAAAUCCAUACUGGAAGGAGAGAAUAUGAAUGUAACGAAUGUGAAAAGACAUUUAAGAGUAACUCAGGCCUCAUCAGACAUCGGGGAUUUCAUUCUGGAGAGUAAUUCUUGAAAUACAGUAAGGUGGUUGGGGGGGUGGAGUCUCAUCAAAUUGUCCCUUAUUAAAAACCCAGGGUGGAAACUACCACCACAUUGAUCAGUAGGUACAACUUUAAUGGGUUGGCAGCUGGGGAAAACACUUUUUGCCAUUCACCACUCUCCUUUGGUAGAUCGUAAGUAGGGUUGGUAAAGUUAGUAGAGUUGCUAAACGGAUGAAAAGUGAAGAAAGGAUGAGAUGUGCAAUGGUUCUGAAAGGCCAAAUGCAGAUUUAAAAAGCAAGAGGAGUGCACGAGACCCACUGAUGAACCUUUUUUUCUUCAAGAGAUUUCCCUCUUCUAGCAAGAACUGGUCUUGAGUCAUAACCUAGGUUCUGAGUUCUGUCCCGGUUUGCCAGCCAACUCACUGUAUAACCUUGGACGCAUCAUUUGACCUUUCUAAAUUUGGGUUUUCUUCACUGGUGGCAGGAAGGGGGUGGGGCUCACAAUUUCUAAGUUUACCUCUGAUCCUCUCUGAAGCUGUGGGAAUAAGCUAAAUUGGAAUUUGCAAGUUUCUAUAGUAGAAAAGCACUUAUUUAAGAUUCUGAACUGAGAAUGUGGUACACUUCAAAUGCCAGAUGCUGGAAUCCCUAGAAUAUCAACAGGAACGAGUCGGCAGAGCUCACAUGGUGUGUCUUCAGGGAAUUUUUAAUUGGACAAAGUACCCCAACCUGUUUUUCCCUCUGGGCUCUGGUUGAGGGGAUUAGGAAUCUAGAGGGCAAACAUUGGAGCCAUCUCAGCCGUGAGAGUACCAGUCCUAGGAAAAUGGGUUGGGGGCUGGGGAGGGGGGUGGUGGGGAAGGAAACGGGUGUUGAAAACAGAGCUAUUCUGGAUGGAUUAUCUUUUGCGAAAGAAAAUUCUAUUUUUUUAAAAGUUUGUUUAUCCUAAGUACAGCACCCCUAUAAUCAGAGUGCAAACAUGGUGUAUGGCAAAGGUCACAAGCUAAGAUGGAGCCGUUUGAUGUUUUGGUUGAUCUGCAUGGUAAGAUGUG
Messenger RNA from Lontra canadensis (Northern American river otter), 3335 nucleotides. RefSeq names its product zinc finger protein 483-like. The transcript is spliced from 5 exons. The record is from RefSeq and is a predicted model, not a curated record. NCBI's taxonomy places the organism in Eukaryota, Metazoa, Chordata, Mammalia, Carnivora, Mustelidae. Bases 75 to 2315 code for a protein of 746 amino acids. Gene Ontology annotation, biological process: regulation of DNA-templated transcription.